AUGCAGUCACUUGUUAUAACAUACCAGAAAGUAGCAAAUGAAUGGCGACAGCUUCCCCAGAAAACGUCCGAGCUGAAAGUGGAGCAGCGCAGUCGAGAAAUGCUCGUCAUGUGGAUUGCGUUCUGCCUUGUCCACAAAAGAUGUGUGAGCCAAGUGCCGCUGUGCGCCGAGUACAACAUCGCAUUAGACUGGAAAGACCUCAGAGUGGCGGUUCUUCGUGAUCGAGCAGCCAUUUCUGCACUUCAGCGUGUCGCCAAGUACAUUCGAAGCUGGAACGAGGAAACCAAAGGUCUUCCGCUCUUCGACUUGACGAAUCAAAGCGCCACUUUUGGUUUUGCACGCAAAUUCGGCCUUAAUAGCGCUAGUAUCGUUGAUACUUACGACCGUGAAGUCAACAUCUGGGAGGCGCAUGUAAAGAGUAAGUGGAACGAGAUCGCACAGAAGAAAACCCGAGCCACGGAACUACGGGCUCAGAUAUCUCGUCUCGACGAAAACUUGGAGUCAAAACAGAACGAACUUGCCGAAGAGAAAAGACUGAAGACUGUGCUGAAGAAGGUGCUCGUCACUCCCUCACCUCUAACCAGACCACUGCCACCCGUAAAGGAUGACGCUAUUCAAGUCAUUUUUAUGGUGACCAUGCCUCGAAAUCUUGAGAUUUUAGGGAGCUUGUGCCUAAUCGCUCAGCGAGCCAUUGCCCCGUUUGACCCGACGACCGAAAUGAGGGCACUACCCAGUGUGAGUUCCUGUAGUUGGUGGCAAUUUUACUGCCAACAUGCGCCAAGUCAAGCUGUGCGUGCCACUACCAAGGAAUUUGCCGUAAUGCCCAGUUCGUUUCACCUUUCUGACCGACGCGGACCCAAAACCAUUGACGGUUUGACCAACAUUGCCCAGCUCAAAGCAGAGUGCGUGAUAGACCCCAUGCUGCGCGGAACGGCUUUAACGUGGAAUGAUCCGACAGGAGUGACGCUAAACCCCUUCAACGCUACUUCGAAAAGUGUCACCGACAGCUUCAUUGAGCAAAUGCCACAAUUGUUUGAGGAUUUCCAGUGGAUGAACGCAUGGCCUGGUGAUGAUGACACCCGGGGAAAUAUGGUUUACGCAAAUUUACACAAAAGGCCUGAAGAAUUCGAGAAAUCGUUGUUUAUCGCACUAGGCUCGAUGCGCUCGUACCCGUUCCAGCAGUUCCGAAAGCUGCAGUGUGUAUUACUUGACGAUAAGUUACCGUGGUCGCAUUCGUGCGUGGAAAUCAUUGUGCGACAGACACUGUAUCAGAUUGGUGAACUUACGGCGGAGGAGGACCCAGAAAUGCUCUGGAAAACCGAUAUGCUGCAAGGUGAGAACGGACUGCAAACAUUUUGUGCCGUUCUAAAGCUCGCUGCGACGAGACUAGAGCAAACACCACGAUGUUUCGAGAAUAUUCCAUUAAUCAGUGAGCUUUCAGGCUAUCUCUAUCAAUUUACACGGGAUGCAAAAUCUAUCGUGGAAUUGUUUGCGAGAAUGGCACGACGUUGGGCUACAAAUUUACGCUUAGAAGACAGAGGUGAGCGCCUUCCCGAUCGAGUUGCCGUUCUCCGUCAGAAAGAGUGUAUUCUAUACGGCUACGCGUUGUUAUCGUACACAUUGGGACCUCUGGACGACCAAGCAGCUCAGGAAAUAUGCGAGUUGAUGGUUCUAUUUCGGACCAGUUUUCUCUGUGCUAGUAUCAAUUGCCCCUCCACUAACGAAAUGCUUCAAGUGGAGAGUAAACUUCAUGAACUGAUGUCGCGAAAGAUCGACAGUCUGAUAACUUAUGUCAACAGAGACACCGAUAAAGUGCUGACCUCCUUGGUACAUUUGGUAAGUCCGAUGGCUCCUGGAAAUUUGACAUGGAAGCAAGUUGAAGAAGUACCACCAGGUGACCAGCAGCUCGGAUGCUGCUUUGAAUCUUCCGAUAGCCACUAUGCAGUCAACUUGUUUACGGGUGUCGUAUUGACUGAUGGCAACGCACCAGGUGGACUUCCGGCCAAUAUUCGCGUACACGAACGAUUCCAGAGUCUGUUCGGACGCUGCAACUUCGAGGUGAAUACAGUGAAUGGGCUUUUCCAGACUGAAAGUUUGUAUUGCGGUCGCUUGUACGAGUUUGGAUAUCACGAAUCGGAAGAGCUCUUUGUCCAAGAGCUCAUUGUGGACUCUCGUAACAUUUCAGGUAGAUUUCAAUUGUGUUCGACCGGCUGGGUUGCAUCGUUCUGCAACCAUUUCCCAAGACGCCUGCGAGAUUUGUACUCUCAUUGGUAUUGGGUGGAGCGAGACUGCGUUCUUUUUCGGCCAAAGGAGGCCAAGAAUCGAGAGGUGUUCUUCGUUGCUUCCUUCGACGAACACAACUCCCUGCGAUGUUACCAAGUACCUUUCAGUGAUACCAAGUUGACGUACGAAUACAUCGUGACGCAUCUUAAAGACUACGACUGUCUUGUUCAAAAGGAUGAUCCGAUUGGCGAGGUAUUAAGAGUGCUAACGAAGCUCGAAGACGAGAGGUUUCUCCAUCCACUCAAGUCUCCCAAAGACACUCUGAAGAUUGAUCUGCCACGGUUCAAGUUGCAAUUUGUUCUCGAUACCGACAUGCGGUUUGCAUCUGUGGAGCACAAGGGAUAUUUCUUAGCGAGCAGCCAGCAAUUCGACGACUUCCUGCCGCGUUUCAGCCGAUAUUUGGUACUAGAACUGAGCGACAAAGCCGAUAUAACGCGACCAGAAGUUCGGAUACUGCUCCCGGUUGGUUCCGUCGUUGAGACUUCAGACGGUAUGGUGGACAUCUCUUUGCCUUUCGAACCAGACAGUCGAGUGGACACCGUGUGCUACGACGUUCACCGUCGGUUAAGGACGUUCGAAACGGAGACAAUCAGUGCCAGGUUGCAGCUGGCUGCGGUUUGUAUUCGAGCAGGAACGAACGUACCGAGCAAGCGACUGCAAAUGACAGGAGCCGAAGCUGCUCUCCAAUAUCUACGGGCCUGUCGGUCGAGUAGACCUUAUUCUACAUUUGAAGAAGAUACUUUACGGACGAUUCGUGAAUGGAGUUUUCGCCUUCCCGCAGUGAAGAUUUUGGCGGUGACGUUGAUGAUGAAGGCUGAACAGUUAGGAUUCCUUUACGGUCGACCUGCGUCGCGUAAAAUGGCGAUGGACAGUGUUGACGAACAGACGGAGUACACGGAUAUUGGUGCAGGACGACGUCCAGUGAACGCCCUUCGUACUACAUUCCGAACCCAAGAGGAGAAAAUGAUAUUUGGCCUACUGUCGCUGUCACUAACGAACGCCACUACCGAUGCCAUGGGCACAGCAAUGUUGGACGAACUGGAGCUUAGCUGGAAGUACUACCGAUCCCAAACUCAGAUGCAGCUAAAGGCUUCUCCAAGUUCGUUGCUUGGGUCAUUUAUGGAGUUUCUCGACGAUAUUUCAUCCUGCAGAAGCAAGAUGGAAACGUAUUUGUGGGGUGCGUUUGCAAAUUCUACGAGUGGUAAGCGAGAUCAGCUUCUCGCACUCGUCAACGCAGUGCUAGUAAUGACGGUGAGUGAUAUCGUUCGGUGCUCUUAUGACAAAGAAAUGCUCUACAAAUUGACACUAAGGAUGAAUGACGACGCACGGGAGAAAUUCAAGAAAGGGGUCCUACAAUUUUUGGAGAUUUGCGUUCUCGAAGAUAAAGUAAAGCGUCUUGUUUGCAAAGCUAAGCGCAGUGCUGACAUGUCGGACGCUCAACUGGUGGACGAACUAUUCAACGUGCGUCAAUGGCAGUCGGUAGACUUUCCUUAUUGGUUGGCGUUCGAAGUGGAAGGACGACUACAGAUCCGACACGAACAGUUUGUCGUCGCUCAACAUCUCAUCAACCAGCCAGGAACCGUCUGUCAGCUCAAUAUGGGGCGUGGCAAGACUCGAGUGAUCUUGCCAAUGCUGUUCCUCUACUUCACCCAAAGUCGCUGUUCACGAGUGGUUCGAGCUCAUUUUUUGGGUCCUUUACUAAGCGAAGCGCGACAUUUCAUGCACCGUUACCUAUCUGCUUCCAGCGUUCAUCUCGGUAUUUUCGAGCAGCCAUUUCACCGUCAAAUCGAGUUGAAUUCUCGGAGUCUGGAGCUCAUGCGUGAUAUUCUGGACGAAAUGAAGCUGUUUGGAGGCAUUCAGAUAGUAUCCCCUGCGCACCGCAUGUCGCUUGAGCUAAAACGUCUUGAGUUAGAUAAGGAUGCCUCUCUCGUAAGCACACUGGACGAAAUCCUCGACAAUGACCAGUUCGUGGAUGUUCUGGACGAAUGUGACGCUCUACUCCACCACAAAUAUCAUUUGGUGUAUGCGGUAGGCUCUCCGAUCCCGCUUCGCAGUGGCAUGGAGCGGUGGAAAGCUGCAGAAGCUCUACUGAGUAUCAUAAGGGAUGGAUCCAUUGGAUCGCGAGUCGCCAAGGUGCUGAAGGCACCGCAUGUUUCUUGUGUUGCACCAGACUAUUUAACACGCUUGGGGGCUUACGAUGGGACUCGGCUGAACACUGUCGUGCAGAGCACUGAAGAGCUACGAGACCAUCUGAAGAAGGCACUGGUACUGGAUCUCAUUGACAAUGCUCCGUUCGAACUGAUGUGGCUCAGCACUCUUGGGACUGGGAAUGUCGGUCACGCGCUGGUCCGGGCUAUUACUGACAGCUCUAUCAGCUUACAUGAAGCUAUGGGGAAUCACAUGCACAAGUUCACAGCGUACACUUCUCAGCUGCUGGCACUGCGGGGUCUUGUAGCGUUUGGUGUGUUGGAGCACUGUGUGGAGAAACGAUAUCGAGUGGACUUUGGGCUUCCUGAUCCUGGCACUCGGUCAAAGAAAAUUGCGAUCCCGUUUCGUGCUGCGGAUGUUCCUUCGGAAAGAUCCGAGUUUUGUCAUCCAGACGUUUGUAUUGUCCUCACGUUGCUGGGAUAUUACCAUAGAGGACUGACUAAUGAGGAAACUCGAAGAACGUUCCAAAUGUUAUUGCGGUUGGACACUUCGGAACAGAGACAGCAGUACAGUCAAUGGUUUAGUAGCGUCAAAUCGGGUCUAGACGAUGAGACCCGCAACGCAUUGGGCGAUGUACGCCACAUCAGCCUUGCAGAUACUCGACAGUUUGAGUCGCUCUGCAACGCCUACAAGUUCUGCAUAGAUGCGAUCAAUUUCUACCUCAACACGUGCGUGUUUCCUAGAGAUACGACGCAGUACCCUCAACGUUUGUCAAGAACGGCUUGGAAUCUCGCAGCAGGAGCGAACAACAUUGGAUUCUCUGGAACGAACGACAACCACCGUCUUCUCCCUCUGUCUGUAGCGCAAUGCGAGCCGCAUGAGCCUUCACUGUUGGGCACCAAUGGGAAAAUGAUCGACAAGAUGCUGCGAGUGACUCAAGGCUACGAGGUGAUUCGUCCUAGUCCGAGACGCAAUUCGGUCCCUUGGGAGAGUGCUCUGCUCUUUGCAAUGGACAAGAAGACGCAAGCUCUGAUCGACACUGGAGCUCUUCUUGCUGGUGUAUCCAACCACGAGGCAGCUGCAUUUCUUCUACAGCAGUCAACCUUUGGCUUUGCUGGCGUAACAUACUACGACAGUCGCAAACCUUACAACUGCUGGAUGAUCGCGGAGAAGAGCCGUCGUGUUGUGAUGCCUCUGAAAAAGGCGUCGAUGCUGGAGAGUGAGACCUUCGUGAUCUUUGACGAGGCUCGAUCGCGUGGGUCCGACAUGAAGCUCCCGUCCAAUGCUUCCGCUGUUUUAACGCUAGGACCCAAACUAACAAAAGAUAAACUGAUGCAGGGAGCUGGACGCAUGAGGCAGCUCGGCUGCAACCAAACGCUGUGGAUAGCGAGCUUCGACGAGGUGGCGCAGAGUCUCCUUCAGUCAAGUAAAGAGCGAGAGAUUACGCACUUGACAGCGAUCGACGUGUUGAAUUGGGUCAUGGACAAUACGAAGGCGGAAUCUGUUCGUGGGCUGUUGGAGUGGGCGAGCAACGGUAUUCAUUUUCAGAAGACGCAGCUUAACCACGAGACAGAGCUGGUGAAUGAAGAUUGGUCGCUGAAGACUCUGUACCAAGAGAAGAUCACUGAAGACAAGAUCGCUCGAGUCAUCGAAGCUAAAGCGCGCUUUGGCGUUGAAGGGGUUGAUGACGCGUUGAUAGCUGAAAUUUGUCGACGAGGUUGUGUAUACGGCAUGGACGACGAAGUGUGUAUCACUGCGCAUACUGACGAGUGUGAGCGCGAACUGCACGUGGAAGAGGAGGAGGAGCACGAGCAAGAAAGAGAGGUGGCUGUGAGUCGGCCUAGGAAAGAGAAGACCUGGAAUUACUCGAGUAUUCUGGGGGCUCGGUCGAUUGAGAAUCUUUAUGGCAUCGUGGAUGUAAUGAGUAUGGACAGUUUUAUCCGCCAGUGGCUAACGCCAACGAACUUAGCGGAUCUGGCAUGGACACGCUCUAAACUCUUUGGAACGGAGAAUUUUUUCACGACGAUUGUAGCUCGGAAGGGUAUGGAUCAUUUGAACGAGUUCCUCCGUCUGAUCGAUGUAAUGCUGAUAUUUGAGAAUGGUCAAGUGCUGUUGGUGUCCGAGUGCGAGGCCGAUCACAUUCUGGGGCUGCUGUGGGCAAAUAAUUGCAACUGCAGCUUCCGUCUUGUCAAUUUUGCGUUUGUUUGUGAGGCUAUUGAUCGUAUUGGAGCACAAGCUCAGUUUCGAGAUGUUGCAAUGGCCCGGGGUAGUCAUCUGGAUGCGGAUGUUCCACAUCUGUCGAUAGCAGCAUGUCACGUGUUCAAUGGCGAGACGAUGCCCACAAGCCGCCAACAAGCUGCACUGGAAUUGGCAUUUAGUGAUUUUCUCGAACUUGUAGUUCAGCGAGAAGCCACAAUGGCGAACUUUGUGACGUCUCGGGGCAAUGGACACAAGUGGCCGCGUUCAUUUCUACACGACCUCUGCUGUCGCCUGGAUCUGAAGACUGCAAGUGAAGUGUAG
Phytophthora infestans T30-4 is the source of this 6951-nucleotide messenger RNA. RefSeq lists its product as uncharacterized. The transcript is spliced from 3 exons. The coding region runs from base 1 to 6951 and encodes 2316 amino acids. Lineage: Eukaryota; Oomycota; Peronosporomycetes; Peronosporales; Peronosporaceae. The record is from RefSeq and is a predicted model, not a curated record.